CUGGUGGUUGGUAGAAUGCUCCGAUGUAUGUUGAUGAUUGAUUGUAUUGGUGGUGGAGGGUCUCGAUGCUAGGGCGAUCAAGUGUUAUAUACCGAGCGUGACUUGGGUAAGGAAUCAGGAUGGCAUCCACCCCAGCAUGCGCCAUAGCGCCGCGCUCGCCGAUUGACCCCAGGGAUCGCGCCCAAAAACGUGGUACAUGGCUGCGGCUCUACCGUUUCCGUCAUUUCACGCUCUGACCAGAUCAGCGUUCGUUGCUUUUAGUUGCCGUCUGCGCAGGGGCCCCAUGGCAGAUGCUAGUGUGCUGAGCCUAGGGGCUGGCUGUUCAGGCCUGCACAAACUCCACAAUCUCGAGAAGCGUGGCGCCUCUACACGACGAACCUAUCACAAGCGUCAGACAUGGCAUAAUUCAAGCCUCAACCCCUCCUGCUGCAAUCUGAUCGCGGACGCCGAUCAGCCACGGAUUGGGAACUUGCACCAGACGCCUCAGCCGCACCUUCUGGUCAGUCUGCUGUCAAUCUUCCUUACACGCAAGCAUGCAGCCCUCAACGCCAGCAUGAUAGUCCAGACUGACAGCUCACCUGACGUAGAUAGCGCAAUGUCUGUAUCUGGGGUGGGUAAGCGAGAGAUUCUGUAACGAAAAGCACAGUGGGCAUCUGGCCUUCUCGCACGUUCAACAUUUCGAAACAACAGCAGCUCAUGGCCAAAUCUCACCGCCCGCCCUGUCAUCGUGGUACAACGCGUCUGGGAGACGUGUACCCCUCCACCUCACGGACGCUGGGCUAACUGCA
Alternaria alternata is the source of this 788-nucleotide messenger RNA. RefSeq lists its product as hypothetical. The coding region runs from base 197 to 634 and encodes 145 amino acids. The transcript has 2 exons. NCBI's taxonomy places the organism in Eukaryota, Fungi, Ascomycota, Dothideomycetes, Pleosporales, Pleosporaceae. The record is from RefSeq and is a predicted model, not a curated record.